UGGAACGUUGUGGAGGCCGCGCGGCGCGGCGGGAAUCUGGUGCCCAGCAAAGACAGGGAGGUUCUUCUGCCAUGGGCUCUCCAUCUACAAAUGCCAAGAUUCUGUAUCGGAAUUCCCGCCUGGUCCGUAUGGUAUUCCUGCAGCUCCAUCGCCAGCAGAGGGCUAACUUAUUCUGUGAUGUUGUCCUGCGGGCAGAAGGGGAGGCUGUUCCUGCCCACUGUUGUAUCCUGUCAGCCUGCAGCCCCUUCUUCACAGAGCGUUUGAAGCGUGAGAUGCCUCCCAAGGGUGGGCAUAAGGUUGUGCUUGAGCUCCGGGGGCUGAAGAUCGGGCCAUUGCGUAAGUUAGUGGAUUUCCUUUACACUUCUGAGAUGGAAGUGUCUCGAGAAGAAGCCCAGGAUGUACUUGCAACUGCCCGGCGGCUUCAAGUGUCAGAACUAGAAUCAUUACAGCUGGAGGGAGGAAAACUGGUAAAAAAAGCACUGGGCCGGCGUUUGAACCGAGAGUGCCUACAGCUCUCCAGUCCAAUAACCAUUCCAGAGGCAAGUCCGAUGCAGUCUCCUCCUGUCUCUGGUGGAAGCUCCCUGACAUCCCUCCUGCUUGCAAGAAAGCAGCAUACAGCAGAGCAGCUUCCAUGUACCAAAGGAAUAGGUAAUGGUAGCAAUAAAAUCCACAAAGAGACUGUCCAGGAAAAACCAGCAAUGUUGAAUGAAGACAAAUACCAGAUGCCUGAAGACCCAGCAGCUAUGACCGAGUUCCUAAAAUCAAAAGCUAAAAAACAUCUUGCAAGUACAGUUACAAAUAUACUGGGCAGUGGGGAAAGUGUCAGUCUGCGUACUGAGCAGGGCAGGCCCAGAGACGAGCAAGGAAUGGCUGGCUUGCAAGAGUCAAAAAAGAUCAAGAUCAGCCGUUCAAAACUCUCCUCACUGCAUUUGCCCAUGCCAUGCACCACUGAAGAUCAUGAUGUCAUUGUUUCCAGCAAAACCUCAAAGUCCAUUAAGCGCCUCUGGCGUAAGAAAAGUCCUCCUGUGAAGGAUGAAGCCAAAGGAACAGAAGCAGUUAGCCAUUUGCAUGGCUUCUUGAGUCCCCCACCACUUCCAAAGGCUACUAAGAUUAGAAAACGCAGCUCCAGUGAGCCAGCUCCCAGCUCAAAUCAUCCCCAAGAGGCUGGGCAGGUUGGCCGAGUGAAGCUGAGGAAGGUUAUCAAUGGCAGCUGCUGGGAGGUAGUGCAGGAGCCAUCUGCUGCACAGAGAGCAGCAGAUAGUGUGUGGGCUUUGACAAAGGAGGGCUCCCUGCCUCAAUGUAGGCAUCCUGAGCAAGAGGUAACAGCCAGACAACAGCAUGCUAGCUCUACUAAACUUCUGCCUGCAAAAGCAAAGAGUUCUAGGGGUGUUGUGAACUUGGUUGAAGGAGAUGGUGUUGGUGGGGACUCAAACCAGAUGUUUAUGCUAAACCAAAUGGCUAAGAGUGAACAGUGUGACAACCUGGCUUCUGCUGGGGAGCUGGAACACAUGCUGGAUUUUCUCCCGGUAGAUGAUGCUGUUUCUGUUGGGGAGUCACAAGGCACCACUGUUCCAGAGGGCAAGCCUGCCUCAGGCCCUGCACCAAAAGCAAAAACAAAGUCCCAAGCUCAAGUGUUGCUAAGGAGCCCGCUGCAGCAUGACUUGGAGUGUAAGCUACCUCCUCACUUAGCCAUCUUAGAAGAGGAUGAGAUAGAUGUUGGUGGGAUAGAGGAGUUCUUCCUUAAUACUGAGUGUGUUCGGCCAGAUCCCUCUCCAGUGUCUGAAAAUGAGGUGGAUGUUGUAAACUUGUGA
This is a messenger RNA of Eublepharis macularius, 1811 nucleotides long. It is a transcript of the gene BTBD18, whose product is annotated as BTB domain containing 18. Bases 72 to 1811 code for a protein of 579 amino acids. Lineage: Eukaryota; Metazoa; Chordata; Lepidosauria; Squamata; Eublepharidae. The transcript has 4 exons. The record is from RefSeq and is a predicted model, not a curated record. Gene Ontology annotation, biological process: positive regulation of transcription elongation by RNA polymerase II. Gene Ontology annotation, molecular function: protein binding.